GAUGUCCCCCUUCUACGCCUAUCCGACGAGACGAAGACGAAUGAUAAAGGAGAACUUCGCCGCCCAGGGCAUCGCCAUAAGAUCGCCAUCGCAGCUUGACGAUACAUACAUAUACGUCACCGAAUCAGUAUGACCGACGAUCCGUAUCUGGGACACACCAUCACCGCCUUCGAGGGCGGCAUAACUACGCAUGUCAUCACCCACCCUUCCCAUCCCGACCGUGUCUUCGCAUACGAGGUGACCUUCCUGCUUCAGCACCCGCGUGUCGUCGCCGUCGCAUCGCGCAAGCCGCCGCUGCACCUGCACCCGCACCAGGAGGAGUAUAUCGAGGUUCUCGAAGGGCGGUUGGUAGUCGAAGUGGAAGGCAAAGAGAGCACACUCCUUCCCGAAGAUGGCGAGUUCACAGUUCUCCCGUGGACGAACCACAGGCUCUACUCGCCAGUGUCCGACAGGAAGAGCGAGGGUGCGGACCCGGACACGAAGGUGACUAGAUUCAUACUUUCAGGUGAAAGGACUCCGGAGCCGCUACGGUUGGAUACCGUCUUCUUCGAGAACUGGUACGCGUACCAGGACCAGGUCGUCUUGAAGGGCAUGAAGAUCGAUCUGAUUCAGGUUAUGAGUAUGUUCGACGCCGGUGGAUCUUACCUCUCUCUCCCACCUUGGAUACCGUUCGGUAGGACAAUAGCCCAAGUCUUGGGUAUCGUCAUCGGGAGGUGGAUAGGAGGAAUUCUAGGAUAUCAACCAUUCUACCGCGAAUGGACGACAGACUGGGAGUCAGCCUGUCGCAAGAUGGAGGUAUCCGUCUUCCAACGACGGUUCGCCAAUAGGUCCAAGUCCCUCCCUCCUUAGCAACCUACAUCAAGCGAUUUUCUCUUUACAUCGUGUAUUUAUCACCUACCCCUUAUGACUGAACGACAAACUGUCCCCACGAGGAAUGAACCGAAAUAGUCGCCGCCUCUCGGGUUGCGUAUACCAAUCAGACCCUAACCUAGCAUUGCCUUUUCGUUUCUGUUAAACGCCUCCUGUCAGAGUGGUGUUGUCUUCCAGGAUUCUCGCCCAUUCUCUGCUUCCGGUCCAUAUUCUCUGCUGAUUAUUCUCACCCAGACUGUUGUGAGACGAGUUGGGCUCCCGCGUGAGCAACUGGGAGCGUUCAUGCUCUCUCGGAUCCGCGCUAUCCGUGGUAAACUCCACGAUGCCGCCAGCUUACACUGCCAUGCACAGGCUUGAGUCUGUCAGGGCUUGG
Molecule: messenger RNA, 1243 nt
Organism: Durotheca rogersii
Lineage: Eukaryota; Fungi; Ascomycota; Sordariomycetes; Xylariales; Xylariaceae
Exons: 3
Coding region: 130-849 (239 amino acids)
Source: RefSeq, a predicted model, not a curated record